GCUCAGGUGUAAAGAGUGCUCACCUAUAUGAAAACAAGCUGUACUUAUCAUGAGUACUACUAGGUGGGCUAGGAAUAGUAUCAAGCGCUUACACUCGCCGUCGUACUCUACAAAUUCGCACCCGGUCACGGCGAAAUGGCUGCAGCGCAUCCUCGAGGAUCACUCCGAACCGCCUAGGUUGUACGCCUGGACAGCGGCAAACCUACCCACUGCUAAUGCGAGACCGUGCCGCGGCAGCACGUCAUCGGCGGAGGUAUCGAGCGCGAGUGAGGAGCGCCGACGUAUAUACAUCCUCGGCGUCGGCAACAUCGGCCGUCUGUACGCCGUCUGCCUCGCCAAGAACCCCGAUAGACCUCCCAUCACGCUCGUCGUUCGCCGGAAGGGGCUCCUGACUCAAUGGCGCAAUAGCCCUGGUAUCGAGGUCGUGCACGGGGACGGCGGUUCGGACCGCAGCGCGGAUUUCGACGUCGAGUGGUGGACCGAGGAGAAGCCGCUCUGCGGCCCGGUCAGGGAACCGGGUGGCGGUCGUGCUAGCAGUUCAAGUACAGACUUAGGCUCGGGCUCGGUUGAAAGCGAAGGUGGAAGCGGAAACACGAGGAUCAGGAAUCUGAUCGUAGCAACCAAAGCCGCACACGCGAUGCCCCAGAUCGACCGCGUGAGGAGGUACCUCGGCCCCGAGACGGAAGUCGCGUUCUGCCAGAACGGGAUGUGCAAGCUCUGGCCGCCGCUCGGUGAGGCGUAUGCCAGGCACAAGUGGGGCGAAGGGGGGAGGGGACCGAGGUGGCGCGCUUGCGUCACGACGCAUGGGGUCACGGCGCUGGGCCCGUUUCGGAGUUUGCUGGCUUCGCCGGCGGGCGUGGCGGUUGGAGCUGUGGGAGGGGGACGGUCUGAAGGGGAGGCGGAGAAGGAGGUGGAGAUGGAGACGGAUUACUUGAUCGAGAGGAUUGUGCGGGCGCCGGGGUUGGCGGCGCAGAGGGUCGCGACGAGGGAAUUGUGGGUGGCGCAGCUGGAGAAGCUGGUGGUCAAUUCGGUGAUUAAUCCGCUGACGGCGGUGCUGGGGUGUAAGAAUGGAGUGGUUUUCGAGGAUGGCGGGGAUGGGGUGCGGGAUGUGGUUGAUGGGUUGUUGGACGAGGCGGGGAGGACGCUGAGGGGGUUGGUGAGAGAUGAGAGUACGGAUGGGGUUCUGUUGUCAGAGGAUGAGGGCGAAGAAGGUGAAGGGGGGAGUGAGGAAGAGAGGCUUGAGAAGGUGAGAGCGGAGCUUGUAGAGAGGUUCUCCUUUGCGAACUUGCGGAAGAUGCUGUACGCUGUCGGCGAGAAGGUGGCGGAGAAUACGAGCUCGAUGCUGCAGGAUGUCAGGGCGGGGAAGGAGACCGAGAUCGAGGAUUUCAAUGGCUGGCUAAUCGAGACGGCGAGGUAUCUCGGUGACGAGGACGGGCUGCCGGCGCAUGAGAAGUUGAUUGCUUUGGUUGUGGAUGGAAAGACACUAACGAAAGGCGAAUUGGUUAGACAUUUCCUUGGGAGAUAGAUAUAGGCGUGAAAUUACGGGCUCAUCCGCGCAAGACCUCUCUUUUUUUAAAAAAAAAAAUUUAAAAAUUAAAAAAAAUAGGGGCUCGGAUUUCUACAACGUAGGAGUAGCGUAUCUGUUUUAGGUCUUCCAGAUGAGCGCCUAGUGAGGAGACUCUCGCCAUUACAGAGCGCCUUCCGAUUGCCCUUCAGGCUAUUGACAGUUCUUACACAAAGCUUCUUAUAAAGGGACUGGAUGAUUUGGAAUAUUGGACCAUUAAGUGAUAUUUGUUACCUUUGAACACUACGUCGACUAAUUAUCGUGGUCCCAUACUGGUUCACAGACCAGUAUCUCCAGUUGUCAAUUUAAGGGGUAGGUUA
Messenger RNA from Annulohypoxylon truncatum, 1884 nucleotides. RefSeq names its product 6-phosphogluconate dehydrogenase C-terminal domain-like protein. Gene Ontology annotation, molecular function: NADP binding; 2-dehydropantoate 2-reductase activity. The record is from RefSeq and is a predicted model, not a curated record. The transcript has a single exon. Gene Ontology annotation, cellular component: mitochondrion; cytoplasm. The coding region runs from base 50 to 1525 and encodes 491 amino acids. NCBI's taxonomy places the organism in Eukaryota, Fungi, Ascomycota, Sordariomycetes, Xylariales, Hypoxylaceae.